This is a messenger RNA of Ipomoea nil (Japanese morning glory), 1018 nucleotides long. Its product is annotated as TLC domain-containing protein At5g14285-like. NCBI's taxonomy places the organism in Eukaryota, Viridiplantae, Streptophyta, Magnoliopsida, Solanales, Convolvulaceae. Bases 116 to 883 code for a protein of 255 amino acids. The transcript has a single exon. Gene Ontology annotation, cellular component: membrane. The record is from RefSeq and is a predicted model, not a curated record.
UUCUCCCAUUCUCUUUCAAACAAUAAUAUCCCAAUUUCACUUCUUCAUCAAAUUCAUUCGAUUCUUGGGGGAAACCCAGGGUAUAAACAUACAUCUAGCUGCAAGCAAGAAAGCCAUGGAUGUGUUGGAACCAAGCCUUGUUGGUUUCACUCUAAUGUUCUUUUGUGUUUAUCUGUUGGGGUACUUCAUAUUUUUCAAUAAUUGGAAUGGGAAAAGGUCUGAUGCUUCGAGUUGCCUCAUGUCCCUGGCUCAUGGCACCCCUGCAGUCAUCUUAGCCAUCACUUCAAUGCUUCAUCAGGGGCAGGGCUCUGGGAAUCUCCCUUUUUUCCAACACCAAAUGGACUUAUUCUCUUCCCCAAACACCCCAUCCCAAGAAAUGGUUCUUGAUUUCAGCAUUGCAUACUUCUUGAUGGACUCCCUGCACUACAUCAUUUUCUACCCUCAUGAUGCCCUCUUCAUAGCCCACCACAUGGCCACCCUCUACGUGUUCUCCACGUGCCGUUUCGCGGUUCGCCACGGGGCAACUGCCCUCCUUGGCCUCCUUGUUCUUGCAGAGAUCACUAGCCCUUGCCAGAACACAUGGAGCCUGGCUAGGUACAGGAAAGUGGACUUGCCCUUCUUGUCACCAAUUUUCUAUGGUUUCUAUUCGGUGGUGAGAGGGGUUGUUGGACCCUGGUUUGUGUGCAAGAUGGGCAGGGCAUUGCUUGGUGGGGCUGCUCAGGGUGUGAUUCCUAAGGGGAUUUGGGUUUCUUGGAUGGUUGUUAUUGUAAGUGCUAUCAUGGUUAGUAUACUUUGGGUUUUGAAUCUCUGGGUUGAGUUGUACAGGGAAACAAAAAGGAAAGACUUCAAGAAACUUUUUUUUGAAAGGAAGAAAAAUAGAUAAACAGAAUUCUAUUAAACUUUAUUUGUAUAGGAUUACUAUUGAUACAUUUUAAUAUAUGGAAGUCAAAGUUUCUGAUAUUUGUAUAGAAUGUUUUUUUUUUACCGUGAUAAUACUACUCCGUUUCUUUGUUUGCUA